This is a messenger RNA of Filobasidium floriforme, 2204 nucleotides long. RefSeq lists its product as uncharacterized. The record is from RefSeq and is a predicted model, not a curated record. The coding region runs from base 78 to 2159 and encodes 693 amino acids. NCBI's taxonomy places the organism in Eukaryota, Fungi, Basidiomycota, Tremellomycetes, Filobasidiales, Filobasidiaceae. The transcript has 4 exons.
CCCACAACUAUUACUGACAGGGUAACAAUCCGUGCCAUACGUCUCCGCUCAUCCCAGCGUUAGACACUUUAUCAAACAUGCCGGCCGCACGUACGGUCACACCGUCGCCCCCCGCUUCGAUCCAUACCGUCGAAGUACAGGACGACAACAAUGUCGAGGAUCACCCUUCAGAUGCCAACGAGAGGACGUCCCUCUUGAGAACGACGUCCCGUAAUUCUGCAGCCCCCAAGGUCUAUGUCAACAGCAAGCACGGAAGGGUCGCUAAACCCACCAGCGCCGCUCGUCGUCCCGCGACGGUCGAGCAAGAAGCUGUCAAGGUUCAGCAAGGGCAGAGGCGCAUCUUGACGUCGAUACCGAUGCAGAUCCUCUUCUUCUCCGUUCUCGCCACGACGUUCGCCUCGUUGGCCAUGGUCCUCGUCCUCUCUCUCAACGCGGCCUACGAUUUUUCCAGCGCCCUACUUCCCUACCGAGGAUCAGGUAUGCUCGAAGUUUGGAUCGCCGGUCUAGGAGCAUGGACAGGGUUCCAGACCAUCUUCUUCUUUGCCUCGCCCGUCUACCUCAUCUUCCUCGUCAACCUCCUCUCUCUCCUGCUUCUUACCGUGCUCUUCCUCAUGACCAUGAUCUCGCCCCCCUUGCGAACGGCACACUACCCACUCAUGUUUGUUCCUCUCGGAGUCACUGCCUUGAUCUAUUUGCUCGCCCUCUUGUCUUCGUGGGCCGUUCGUCGAGCUAGGGAUACCGAGGGCAAAAGAUUGAUGCAGGUCCUCGCCGAACGACACGGCGAGGAGGGUCGUGGUCGGGUCAACGCGUCCGAGAGGAGGGCGGCUCAGCGGGAGCACGAGGAAGAGAUCGCUCAGGCUUUGGUGGGCAUGCAAGGGAAUGGGUUCUGGAAGGGACUCGCUAGGGGUCUGAAGGCCGUGUCGGGUUUCAUCGGGAGUCUCGCUGGUGUCACCGUCGUCACCCUGCUGAUCGCCAACCUUUGUCUGCGGGCUUAUGACAACACCGUGCCCCUGUUGUCCGAGGAGAGCAAGCUGAUCAGGGUCCACCCUGCUGGCUACCCAUGGUCCUUCAACGUACAUCUCCUGUGUACGGACGCGCCUCCUCACCUCAACGAAUCGGACCCUACCUUCGCCAUGGCCGACCUGAGCGAGGAUCUUCAGGUCCCCUUCACCUUCCCCUCGGACCACAAAGCGCCCCGAAACAACCACACCCACUAUCCGACAAUCAUAUACGAGGCACCUUCCGGUGUCCCCGGGUCAUUGGCCCACGUCCGACCUGCUCGAGUCAAGAACCCUUACAACCCUUUCCCUCAGCCCACUCCGCCCAAUAACGGGACCGAUAUCAACCAGGUCUCGCCUUAUCCUGGAAGCUGGAUCUUGAGCCUGCAGAAGGCUCGAAAGGUCGCCAGGGUCUGUGUUUGGGAUCGACCCGGUUAUGGUUUCUCGGAUUCCGGACCUGUCGAGCUGGGCAUGGUCGCGGAUUCCCUGCAACAAGCUUUGGAAAAGGCCGGUGAAAAGGGACCUUACAUCUUGGUCGGAGAUGGUUACGGAGGCAUGGUUACUCGAGUCUUUGCUUCUCGACACAAGAAGCAAGUCCACUCGAUCCUCCACAUCGAUGCGCAAACCGCCCAGACCUACUUCCGUUUCCCUCCCGGAUGGAACCUCUUGACCCUUCGCCUUCACCGAUUGUGGGAUCACUUGUUGCCCUCGCUGGCUUCCCCUCUCGGUUUGCACCGAUUCUACUCGCUCUUCACCCAGUACGACCCUUCGUUGUCCCGAAUCUUGGCUUCGAAACGACCUCCCCCAUCGACGGCAAAGUUGUCGGAAAAGAUGCUACGUACGCUCCUGGCCGAGACGUAUCAGGCGCACACGCACGAUUCGCAGUCGUAUACCGAUCUCCUUAAAGCACAACCUCCGAAGUAUCCCUCGGACACCCCAGCCAUCAUCCUCAGCAGCAGGGAACAGAUGGAAAAGGAGAAGUCUUGGGCCGAGGGGCAGAGAAGUCUUGCCGAAGAGAUCACGAGCGAGACCGGAAGAGUCGACUGGCAGGUCAUCAAGGGUAAUGUAGGGCACGAUCUAUGUAGCCCUACCGCAGGCAAAGAUGCCAGGGGAAGGAGGGCUUGCAGUCGGGCGCUCGUCCACUUGUUCUCUCUCGAUUAAGGAGGAGGAUUGCUCGUAUCUUGCACAGGUUGUCUAGUCUUGUUU